AUGUCAAGCAGGUAUACACCUUUGGCCUCAAUUACCACAGGAACCUAUGAAGACAAAAUCAGAAUCAAAGCUCGGAUCAUACGUCUCUGGAGAGGUAUGACAAAAACAGGAGAACUUUUCACCAGUUUCAACAUUUUGCUCCUGGACAACAAGAAAGGUACAAUACAUGCUUUCAUACCAUCCGUAUCAGCUCACGACUUUGAAAGGCAAAUCAAAGUGGGAACUGUGAACAUCAUCACAGGUUUCACAGUGCAAGCAUACAAGGAUUCAGAUAAGUUCAGAGUUGUGCACGGUGCAGUCCAACUGAUAUUUUCUAAGGAUACGAAAAUACAACAAGUUGAUGACAAAGGAACAGACAUUGCAACAGAGAUUUUUGAUUUCUAUGACCACAGUCAAGUGAAAGAUCAUGCUGACCAGACGGAUUUCUUGAUAGAUGUUAUCGGGAUCAUGACAGACCAUGAAGUCCAUGUAAAUGAUAUCACAAAUAGGCAUAGAGUACGCCAAGAGCAGGCCAAGUUUGUCAUCACUGAUGGAAGAUCAAAUCUGAAGAUUACUUUGUGGGAUCAGUAUGCAAAAGAUUUUGUUAAAGCAGUUUGGGAGAAAGUGGAAACUCCUGUCAUCUUAAUUCUUGCCGGUUGCAGAGUAUAG
This is a messenger RNA of Daucus carota subsp. sativus, 648 nucleotides long. RefSeq lists its product as uncharacterized. The record is from RefSeq and is a predicted model, not a curated record. Bases 1 to 648 code for a protein of 215 amino acids. Lineage: Eukaryota; Viridiplantae; Streptophyta; Magnoliopsida; Apiales; Apiaceae. The transcript has 4 exons.